GUUUGUUGCAUUCGCCGGAUAUAUGGCCACUGGUUUAGCUUGGACUACUCAGCUCUACUCUACACUGGAUGUCGACUAUGAGCUAUGAAGUCUUGAGCGGGCAUGAGCUGCACGAAGAAGGCUCGCACGUAGCGUCAGCCAUCGAUGACAACGAGUUGGACGACGAUGUCAUCUCAGAUGAUCGCAGCGCCCUCGAUAAAACCAUAGACAGGAUUGGCAUGGGAUGGUACCAAUGGUCGUUGCUGGCUCUGUGUGGAUUCGGAUGGAUGGCGGACAAUGUGACUAUUCAAAUCUACAAACUCCGCGGGCGUUUAUUGACCGGAUUGACCAAGAUGUGGCUUCAAGGGGUAGCGGUCGUCCUACCGCGUGUCCAGGAUCACUUUCACGUCCCCGAUAGUCGCAUUGGUAUAUUGUCCUCCUCCAUCUUCUUCGGCAUGAUGAUAGGAGCAGUGGGUUGGGGAACUUGUGCGGAUCUAAUGGGUCGACGGGUCGCGUUCCAGUUCACCCUGCUCUUUGCCGCUGUCUUCGGACUCUUGUGCCCUCUAAUGCCUAACUUUGGUAGUUCAUGCCUAUGCUUCUUCUUCCUAGGCUCUGCCGUUGGGGGCAGCAUGCCAACCGAUGGCACCCUCUUUAUCGAGAAUGUCCCACAUGCGAAGCGAUAUCUCCUUACCGCCCUAUCCAUCUUCUUCAGCUUUGGAGCCGUCGUAAGCUCGAUAUUGGGUGUUGUUCUUAUACCGAAGUACAGUUGCCCAGAGAACCAAUCCGAAGCAUGCGAUGUGGGCACGGAAAAUCUCGGCUGGAAGUAUAUGCUUGCUAUUCUAGGCCUUUUCACGUCAUGCAUGUGUUUGGCUCGAAUUGUUCUUUUCCGCAUGCGUGAAAGUCCGCGCUAUCUUGUCGCCUCCGGCAGACACAUAGAAGCCGUCCAUUCAUUGCGAAAGAUUAUCUCCUUCAACGGACACGACUAUUCGCUUACGAUCGACGAUAUCAUGGAUGCCCCGCAGGACGUUGAGCAUCAGGAAGAUGUCCGUUACAGAAGCAAUGGAAUUACGCGCCCACCCACGGCCGAGAAUUCGGAGAUGGAAUAUCAUUCGACGAGCCUCACGCCUGAUGUUCAUCUAACAUAUACUCACACGUUCGCAACGCCAGUGGAAGAACAGCACCCUCAUUUUCCGCGUGCUCCCACCCCCUCACCCCUACUCCAUGUGCAUCACAAGGUGAAGGAUCCUAGAAUCGGAAGUAUACCCAUUAUCGGACGCCCACUGGCUGGCUGGUUGGAGCGAAUGGAAAUGCUUUUUACGCCGGAGUGGAAGAAGACCACUAUCUGCGUUUGGGGUGCAUGGGCAUUGAUUGCUCUAUCCUAUACUCUGUUUAACGUGUUUCUUCCCAAGCUUUUGGAAAGCCGGGCGAUCAAAAAUGGUGGCGGGGGACGAGCGCAAGCCCUGAACGAGUAUCUAUUCUACGCAUUGGCAGGUGUCCCUGGACCUCUCUUGGGUGCUUGGAUGAUCGAGACGAAACUGGGAAGAAAAGGAAGUCUCCUCCUCAGCACGGUGUUUACUGGUGUUUGCACUGUUGCUUUCGUUCCGGUCCAAAGCGAAACAACAGUGAUCGCAGUCACAAUGGCCAUCUCCUUGGGCGCCACAACAAUGUGGGCUGUGCUUUACGGGAUGACCCCGGAAAUCUUUUCUACCGAAGUCCGAGGGUCAGCGACAGGAAUGGCAUCGGCUCUGUCCCGAAUUGCAGGAAUGGCUGCUCCACUGCUGGGUGGAUGGUUCCUGGCGAUCAGCCCUGGUUUGCCUAUAUAUGCAUCCAGCAUAAUAUGCUUCGCUGCCGGCGCCUGUGCGCUUCCGUUGCCUCGGGACACAGAUUAUCCCUCUGUCAGGGGGAUCCCCUUGACUUCUCAUUAGGCCUUGUAUUUGCUAGCGCUGGUCUUGUAUCCUGUAGUCCACUGUAAUAUCCAGUGGUCAGUAUGUAUUGCAAUGUCGUGUAAUACUGGCGUCACUGGGGGGAAUAACUAGCCAGCAC
Molecule: messenger RNA, 2022 nt
Organism: Dacryopinax primogenitus
Lineage: Eukaryota; Fungi; Basidiomycota; Dacrymycetes; Dacrymycetales; Dacrymycetaceae
Product: MFS general substrate transporter
Exons: 9
Coding region: 69-1904 (611 amino acids)
Biological process (GO): transmembrane transport
Cellular component (GO): membrane
Molecular function (GO): transmembrane transporter activity
Source: RefSeq, a predicted model, not a curated record